CUCCAUCCCUCUCCUCCUCUGUCACAGCUGUAGAUGUCUGCUCUUCUUCUCCUGGGUUUUUGUGCUAAUUCUGUGAGUCCUGGGGGGUUGUUUGCUGGAGAGAAGCUCACAGAGAGCCAAGGCUCAGAGCAUCUCAGGGACCAGAUCAGCAGCUCCCUAUGACCAGGGCGGAUGGGAUGUGACCAGCUGGAUUCUGGAUACAGUGGAUGGAGCCUCACACAGUAUAAAAGCAUAAAGUUGCCGCAGAUCCGAGAGAGACGUCCGACCCCACAAAGUGAGGAUGAAGUUGCUAUGGAAACUACUGGCGCUUCGCUGGUUCGUGUGUCUUGCAGAUGAGGUGGCUCUGCAGGGUCCAGUCUUCACUCAGGAGCCAGGAAAUCUUGUCUUUCCCUUGGAUUCCGAGGACCGGACAUUGAGGCUUGUCUGUGAGGUGCAUGGUCACCCUAAGCCUGUCACACGGUGGAGAGUGAACGGGACACUUCUAGAUGAAGCGCAAGAUUACCGUUACCGAGUGCAGGACAGAAAUUUAAUUAUCAGUACCCCGGAUCGGGUGCGGGAUGUCGGUACCUUUCAAUGUGAAGCUACCAACUCCAUUGGGACCAUCCUCAGCCGGGAGGCAUUCCUGCAGUUUGCAUAUCUCGAUUCAUUCCAGACCAGGCCCCGCAGUACGGUGUAUGUACGAGAGGGACAGGGGAUGGUGCUGCUAUGUGGGCCGCCUGCUCAUUCUGGAGAGCUGGUCUAUGCCUGGAUCUUUAAUGAGUACCCACCAUUCGUGCAGCAAGACAACCGCAGAUUUGUAUCCCAGGUCACCGGAAAUCUAUAUAUCGCCAAAGUAGAACCUCCUGAUGCCGGAAAUUACACCUGUGUGGUGACAAACACAGUGACAAACACGCGAGAGCUGGGGCCCAGCACACCGCUCACACUCCGAACAGACGGAGUUAUGGGAGAAUAUGAGCCAAAAAUUGAGGUUCAUUUUCCUGAAUCUGUGGCCGCAGCAAAGGGCUCCACCGUCAAGCUGGAGUGUUUUGCACUGGGAAAUCCAGUCCCAACAAUCACCUGGAGGAGGGCGGACGGUAAAGCCAUAUCGCGCAAAGUGCGACGCCAUCGAUCCAGUGGAGUAUUGGAAAUUCCUAACUUUCAGCAGGAAGAUGCCGGUCCCUAUGAAUGUGUGGCGGAGAAUACGCGGGGGAAGAACAUGGUGCGAGGGCAGCUCACAUACUUUGCUCCUCCUGCCUGGAUCCAAAAAAUUAAUGAUGCUCAUAUAGCAAUUGAAGAAAACAUAUUAUUAGAAUGUAAAGCCAGUGGGAGACCAAAGCCGACGUAUACCUGGCUGAAAAACGGACAACGCCUGCAGAGCAAGGGCCGUCUCCAGAUUGAGCAUGGGAGUCUCACCAUCACCUCGGUGAACAGCUCCGACUCAGGAAUGUAUCAGUGCUUGGCAGAAAACAAACAUGGGACCAUAUACUCCACUGCUGAACUGCGGGUGAUCGCGGUGGGUCCAGACUUUUCUUCAGCCUUUGUUAGAAGAGUGACCUUGGGAAAAGUUGGGGGCUUUGUCCUGAUUGAGUGUAAACCUAGAGCUUCUCCUAAGCCCUCCAUCAGCUGGAAAAAAGGAAGGGACUUGGUGCGACCGAACUCUAGAAUUUCAAUUCUGGAUGAUGGAAGCUUGAAGAUUUUUAACCUCACCAAAGCAGAUGCUGGGAGUUAUACAUGUACUGCCACCAAUCACUUCGGAACUGCCAGCAGCACUGGAACCCUAGUGGUGAAGGAUCCCACACAGGUUUUGGUACCUCCUUCAAGCAUGGAUGUCACAGUAGGAGAGAGCAUCGUACUGCCUUGUCAGGUCUCCCAUGACCAUUCCCUGGACAUUUCUUUCUCCUGGGUCUUCAAUGGACAACUUAUUGACUUCCAAAAAGAUGGGGAACAUUUUGAACGAGUAGGAGGACAAGACUCUGCCGGUGACUUAAUGAUAAGAAGCAUCCAACUGAAGCAUGCUGGGAAAUACAUCUGCCUGGUCCACACCAGUGUAGAUAAGCUGUCUGCAGGAGCUGAUCUCAUUGUCAGAGGACCCCCAGGACCACCAGAUGCUCUCACAGUGGAGGAAAUCACAGACACCACUGCUCAGUUAUCCUGGAUGCCAGGAGUUGACAAUCACAGCCCCAUCACCAUGUAUGUCGUACAGGCUCGGACACCUUUCUCUGUGGGCUGGCAAGCAGUCAGUACAGUGCCUGAGAUUGUGGAUGGACGAUCCUUUACAGCCACUGUGGUUGGUUUGAGUCCAUGGGUUGAGUACGAGUUUCGUGUCAUUGCUAUCAACCAGAUUGGUAUCGGAGAGCCCAGCCCCCCAUCUGACAAAAGAAGAACAGAAGAAGCUCUUCCUGAGGUGACACCGGCAAAUGUCAGUGGCGGUGGAGGGAGUAAGAGUGAACUGGUCAUCACAUGGGAGCCUGUACCAGAAGAAUUCCAGAAUGGCGGAGGGUUUGGCUAUGUUGUAGCAUUUCGGCCUUUUGGAACAAUAAGCUGGAUGCAGACAGUUGUGGCAUCAGCAGAUUCCUCGCGCUACAUUUACAGGAAUGAGAGUCUGCCAUCUUUCUCUCCUUAUGAGGUGAAGGUUGGAGUGUUCAACAAUAGAGGAGAGGGACCCUUCAGCCCCUUAACCGUGGUCUACACUGCAGAGGAAGAGCCAGGCCGGGCGCCUGCAGGUGUCUUUGCACGGAGUCUCACUGCAUGGGACAUUGAGGUUUCAUGGAUUGGAGUACCUGGAACUCUCAGCAAGGGAAGGAUACAGGGUUAUGAGGUUCGAUACUGGAAACAAAAUGAGAAAGAACAAAGUGCCCGGAAACUACGGACUCUUGGGAACCAAACCUCCACCAAACUGACCCAUCUACAAGGGCACACACUGUAUUACCUGAAUGUACGGGCAUACAACAGUGCAGGCACAGGCCCCGCUAGUCCUACAGUUAAUGUGACAACCAGAAAGCCACCUCCAAGUCAGCCACCAGGAAACAUUACAUGGAACUCCUCUAACUCCAAGAUCAUCCUGAACUGGGACCAAGUGACGGCACAGGAGGACGAGUCUGAGGUUAAAGGGUACAGAGUUUUCUAUCGGUGGAACCGACAGGGAGGGGCUGCCCUGAUUGAGACCAAUCAGACGUCUGUUGAGCUGUCAUUGCCAUAUGAUGAAGAUUACAUCAUCGAGAUCCGACCAAUCAGCGAUGGAGGAGAAGGCAGCAGCAGCGAGCCGAUCCGUAUCCCUCGGAUAUCCAAUGCCUUUGCGCAAGGAUCAGGUGCUUCCACGUCAAACGCCUGCACCUUAUCCGCCAUAAGCACCUUAAUGAUCUCCCUCACUGCGCGCUCCAGCUUAUGACCUCGAGCUUCAAAGACUCCCAGAGACUCACAUCUUACUCUUGGAUGGUGGACCAGGAAUAUCCUCCACACAUGAUGGCUCCUUAUGGAAUAUCCUGAGAUUGCCCUCAGCUUUUGAGCUUCCUCCUCUCCCUACGGGGAGGAUUUUAUGCACUGACGACAUCUGGAAUAUGAUGUUACCAAAGCAGUUUACAUGCCGUAUAUGCAUAUUUUUUAUUCUUAAUAUCUAGUGUUUUAUAGAGUUUUUUAAGGUUAACAUGAUGUAGAUAUCUACGUUUUUUGCUGUAAAAUGCUGCAGGUGUCUCAUACAAGUUUCUUCUCUCCUUCCUUAAUGACCCAGGACUAGAAUAUUUUAUAUGCUGUCUCUUUAUAUUUCACGUCUCCUGAACAUGCCCAUAACUGAGGCUUUGUGACCAUAAAGCAAUGCCUGGCCCUGAGCCUUGUCACGGGUCAGACCUAGUGGGCUGCUGAACAUUGUGAAAUGUUGGUAAAAAUGGUGUCUCCUAAGAAAAAGGGUAAAAAUUGACAUUUAUAGCUAGUUACAUAAUAAACGAGGACCAUGAAUGGAGAACCCUUAGUGUCAGCCAUUCCAUCACUUUGGCUACACAAGGUAAAAAUUUUCAUUUACCUGAGAAUGUUUUUAGUUUUUCAAAUAAGUGCCCAGUUUCUGUAACUUGAUAAAUGGAAGAGACAGGGAGCAAAGGUCUGAAUAAGUGGCAGACAAACAUAAUAGACUAUGAUGGGGUAAUAGAUGUUCUCAUCUUGGUGGACAGAGGGGUUAGAGUCCCUCAUGACAAUCUGUUUAUGGUUGUAGUCUUACUAUGUCUACAGUAUGGAUAGUGGUUAUUGUUUCUGGAUUCUCUUUGGUUGAAUAAUGAUUAUAGAUUCAAAUUAUAGAUGCUGGGAAGUGUUCCUGGUCUCUUAUAGAAUAGGGGUCCUUUUUAAGUUGGGGUUAUAAAUAUAUAUUACAAAAAGAGAUGGUCUCUUAAAGUAAGAAGAUCAAUUUCUAAUCAACAUUAAUGAGGUAUCAAUUGGUUAUCAUAAAUGGCUGGUUAAGAUACUGAUCCUUUAAAUAGAGUACGUAACAUUUGCUUAUGAAUUGAGAAUAGGUUGAUCUUCUGUACUCAUCUUGAUCAUAGUUUGUAGCAGAUGUUAUGGAUCCCAUUUCGAAAAUUAAUACUAUUCAUAUCUAGACAGUAAUGAGAGGUUUUGGGUAUGGAUGGUGGAAUAAGUUACCCAUCCCAUAUAGAAAGUAGAUCCUCUUCUGUUUUAGGCAAUAAGUAAAUGUUAUCAUGAAUGGUGGCAAGAGUGCCUAACAUCUUGUAGAAGGUCAGUCCUUGUGAUCGGAAUAAUAAGUAGAUAUUUAAAAUAUUGGAAACGGGAAAAGUUCCCAUAAGGUAAGAUCUCUAUCUCUGAGUAGGUAUUCUCAUUUAUAGAUAGUAAUGAUCACCUGGGGAAGAUCAGUCCUCUUCUGUCUUGGAUGCUGUAAUAAGAAGUUCUUAUAGAAGGUGAAUGUACUUAAUGUGCAUAGUGAGAACUACUUCUGAGAUUCACAGACACUGAAAUCCUGUAACUAAAUAGACAUUCUGGAGAACAUGUUAAUAAUUAGAAAUACUCAUAUUUCAUGACCUAUGAACAGAGAUUGUAGCUUUAUUGGGCAAAGUUAUAAAGAUUGGGAACAAGGGUUCAACUCAUAGCACUGACAAUGAGAAAAGUUUUUAAAGAUUGACAGGGCCUCUAUGAUAAGCGUUGGUCAUCUGCAGUCCUGACCAGCCACGUUAUCCAUAGUCAAUGGCAUUACUAUUAGCUACAUUCAGCACUGUAUGUUAGGUUUGGGCACCGCUUGACUCAUGUGGAGAGCAGUUUAUGUUUUAUGAUUAAAAAAAAGUGACCUGCCUACAAAGAGACAAUGGAGUUGGAGCCUCCAGUAUGUUUAUAGAAUACCUAAAGUUAUGAAUGUUCUUAAAUAUCCAAGUGAAAAAAUAACCUAUAAAUAUAUAUAUAUAUAUAUAUUGCAGAGAGUUGUAUAAAGCUUCUUACAGAGGCUACGAUGUAUGAUAUAUCUAGAAUGUUCUCAUAGGAUACCUAGAACUUAAACAAAAAUGACUGUACCUAGAUCUUCAUUUUAGUAACCACACAAAGAGGGUGAAAGUGUAAUAAUGAGAGUGCCUGGUCAGCCCAUUGAUACCAUUUCAUAUCAUCAAUUUAAAGAACACUGAAAACUCAGGGUCUUUUGUUAUGAGCAUAAGAAGUACUGGGAAUGUGUGGAGCCAAGUGGCAGCUGCAUUUAUUCCCAUCGGCACCAUUAUCAUUGUUUCAUCUGCUAUGAUCUAGAUCUAGGUGCAGGGUAAUUGUAAGAUGAUAAGUGGCCCGGAAUAGGAAUUAUUAUUAUUUUUUUUUACUAUUGUUUAGGUUACAAUUGCAGGUGGUUGUAUAAAAGUGGCUUAGUUGUGGUUUCCUAAGCUCAACCUAAUCCCCUCCAUAAAGUUUACGAAGAACCAAACAUAUCAUGAGACACGGUAUCCAUGAGAAUUGUGUUAUUACACCUGUAGAAGACAGCCAGGAUCAUGAGCAUAGGGCCCCUGUUCCUUUAGUAAAUUACCAUCAAAAGGGUUAAAGGAGUAACUGGAUCAAAGGUUUAUGAACGUUGAUUGGUGACGCUUAUGCAAAAUGGCGCAUACUUCAUUUUUAAAUUGCACUUAAAGGUUCAUCUGUUUGCUACUGACAGCAAUGCCUAUAGGAUUUUCAAAGAUCCUUGACUGGAUGGUAGAAUAAUUUUGAAGCAACAAUUACCGGCCAAGGUCCAUUAAUAGCAAUUCACUUUUUCUUUUUAGUGAUUUAUAAGAUGUUCUUAUGUUCAUUGGAAGAUAUUAAUAAACUGGUUGGUUGCCUUCACUGAACUGCGGAAAGAGAUGUCCGUGAGCAAUGGCCCCAUUACACACAGCAGUGGAGGCAGACACAUUUUUGGGAACUUUGGUUCAAAAUGGCUCCCUCUUCUGUAUAACAGAUGUAUAACAAUGCAUUCGGGAAGUCUACAGACCAUUUAACUUUUUCACAUUUUGUUUGUGGUCUUGUGCUAAAAGGAAAAUAAAAUUAAAAGUUUUCCCUCAUCAUUUUGUACUCAAUACCCCAUAAUAAAAACAGAUUUUACAGAUGUUUGCAAAUGUAUUAAAAAGGAAAAAUGAAUAUGUUGCAUGUACAUAAGUAUUCAGACACUUAAGGGGGUACUCCAGCACUAAGACAUUUUAUCCCCUAUCCAAAGGAUAGGGGAUAAGAUGCCUGAUCGCGGGGGUCCUGCCGCUGGGGACCCCCGUGAUCUUCCACGCCGCAUUCCGUUAGAAUCAGCCCCCGGAGCGUGCUGCUCCGAGUCUGAUUACUUGCGAUCACGGGGACGGAGCAUAGUAACGUCAC
Messenger RNA from Hyla sarda, 6777 nucleotides. RefSeq names its product contactin-4-like. Gene Ontology annotation, molecular function: cell-cell adhesion mediator activity. Bases 281 to 3367 code for a protein of 1028 amino acids. Gene Ontology annotation, biological process: cell-cell adhesion; brain development. The record is from RefSeq and is a predicted model, not a curated record. NCBI's taxonomy places the organism in Eukaryota, Metazoa, Chordata, Amphibia, Anura, Hylidae. The transcript is spliced from 23 exons.